Scomber scombrus (Atlantic mackerel) is the source of this 1873-nucleotide messenger RNA. It is a transcript of the gene adck5, whose product is annotated as aarF domain containing kinase 5. The transcript has 15 exons. Bases 98 to 1837 code for a protein of 579 amino acids. Lineage: Eukaryota; Metazoa; Chordata; Actinopteri; Scombriformes; Scombridae. The record is from RefSeq and is a predicted model, not a curated record.
CAAUUAAAGAGGUGAUAGGCUACCAGUCAACCGUCUACAUCGUACAUGGGAAGGACACUUUGGACACUUGUUCAUCAGUGUGAGCAGAGCAGGAAGCAUGACAGGGGAGACCUUCAGAGUGUUAAGGUUAUGUCAGCAUCACGUGGCUCUGCUGCGGAGAUAUCCACAUCCCGGCUCAUCACUCCAAACAACCAGAUCCUUCAGUUCACUCAGGGAAGGUAAGCGCAGAGGGUUGCUAUGGAAGACACUCGUUGGCGUCACCGUUGGCGUGCCUGUGGCGGUGGGUGUCCGCUACGCCGUGUCAGAACCCAGAGAGAGGAGGAAGAUGAGGAUCGUGAUUGAAGGAUUCGGUCGGUUCUGCAGAUCUCUCUCUGUGGGAAUUUUUAUCUCUUUGGAUUACUGGUGGACCACCAAUGUGGCUAUUCGUGGUCUAGAUGAGAGCAGCCCAUCCUACUUGGCCGAGAUGUCAGCUUGCCACCAAAGGGCAGCAGAGUACAUGGUGGAAGGAGCCAUAAAGAAUGGAGGAAUAUACAUCAAACUCGGCCAAGGUCUGUGUUCCUUUAACCACCUGCUACCCCCCGAGUACAUCCGCACCCUGCAAGUACUUGAAGACAAGGCAUUGAACAGGAAGUACAAAGAGGUGGAUGCUCUCUUCCAAGAAGACUUCAACAAAAGCCCAGAUGAGCUUUUUAAGAAGUUUGACUAUGAACCGAUUGCUGCUGCCAGCUUGGCCCAGGUCCAUAAGGCAGAACUGUUUAAUGGAACAUCUGUCGCUGUGAAGGUGCAGUACAUCGAUCUCAGAGAUCGGUUUGAUGGUGAUAUCCGAACAUUGGAGAUCCUGUUGGAUAUCGUUAAGUUCAUGCACCCCAGCUUUGGGUUCAGAUGGGUCCUCAAGGACUUGAAGGGAACAUUGGCUCAAGAGCUGGACUUUGAGAAUGAAGCCAGGAAUUCUGAGCGGUGCGCCGAGGAGCUGAAACACCUCAAAUUUGUUGUUGUACCCAAAGUCUUUUGGGAACAAACUAGUAAAAGAGUGUUGACGGCAGAGUUUUGCAACGGCUGCAAAAUCAACAACGUGGAAGAAAUUAAAAGACAAGGAUUAAGUUUGAAAGAUACUUCUGAUAAACUGAUCCGAGCGUUUGCUGAGCAAAUAUUCUACACCGGUUUCAUCCAUGCUGACCCUCACCCAGGAAAUGUACUAGUGAGACGAGGUCCAGAUAGAAAGGUAGAGUUGGUGCUCUUGGACCAUGGCUUGUACGAAUUCCUUAGUCAACGUAACAGAGUGGCCCUUUGUAAACUGUGGAGGUCCAUAGUCCUGCGUGAUAAGGCAGCAAUGGAGAAGUACGCCAAUGCCCUUGGAGUCAAAGAGUACUUCCUCUUCAGCGAGAUGCUGCUGCAGCGACCCAUCAACAUGCGGGAGCUGGGUCUGUCCAACAUACUGAGUCGCGAGGAGACGACCUACAUGCGCCAAAUGGCCGUCCACCGCUUCGACAGCAUCAUGCAGGUGCUGAAGUCGAUGCCCAGGCCGAUGCUGCUGGUCUUCCGCAACAUCAACACGGUCCGAAGCAUCAACAUCACUCUGGGAGCUCCGGUAGACCGCUACUUCGUCAUGGCCAAGAGUGCAGUGCGAGGUUGGGGAAAGAUCCAGUCAGACAAAGAGGGGAUGCUGCCCAGGUUCUGGGUCUUCCGUUGGGUCAGGACAACGUGGGAGAGCUUCAAGUUUGAAAUGGCUUUGAGAUCGGAGACAGCGAUGAUGAAUCUGACGCGUUCCUUGGUGAACCUGCUGUCUUACUUUGGUCUCAUAUCUCUGGACGCAGACAUGUACGAGUACCUGAGGUAGUGCGCAGCUCACCAACACUUUUCUGAAGGAAAAAAA